ACAAAUCCAAUUACUGGAAAAUAUUCUCAUCUUUUUAUAAGCUUCCUUGGCCCAUGCACAUGUUUCUCUCUCACUCUACUCUCACUCUCUGGCUAAGCUAAGGUCUGGUAUUGGUGUCAUCGUGCUUGUGUUUCGGAAGGUACGGAUAUGGAGGAGGCUAGAGAACACGUCAAAGAUAUACGUAAAACCAAGUUUUCAAUCGGAGGGAAACCGAACCCAUUAACGGAGGAUCUUCACCAGGCCGUAAAGAACCUUUCUGCAGAACUUUACGCCAAGGAUGUCCACUUUCUCAUGGAACUCAUUCAGAAUGCGGAAGAUAAUGAUUACGCGGAAGGGGUGGAUCCGUCGCUUGAGUUCAUAAUUGUUUCUGAGGACAUUACAGCCACGGGAGCGCCUGCAACAUUGCUGAUUUUCAACAAUGAGAAGGGUUUCUCUCCUAAGAACAUAGACUCCAUUUGCAGUGUUGGUCGGUCCACCAAGAAAGGCUACAGAAAACGUGGUUAUAUCGGAGAGAAAGGAAUUGGAUUCAAGAGUGUCUUUUUGGUUACUUCCCGGCCGUACAUAUUCAGCAAUGGGUACCAGAUACGUUUCAACGAAGAGCCUUGCCCACAUUGUAAUCUUGGUUACAUAGUUCCUGAAUGGGUGGAGGAGAACCCAACUCUUUCCGAUAUACAACAAAUAUAUGGUUCUACAACUAUACCAACGACAACAAUUGUCAUACCUCUGAAGCCAGACAAGGUCAAAGCUGUGAAGCAGCAACUCUCAAGCAUUCAUCCUGAAGUUUUGUUGUUCCUUUCAAAAAUAAAGCGGCUUUCAGUCCGUGAACAUAAUGAGGAUCCUGGGCUAAAUACCGUAAGUGCAAUAGCCAUUACAAGUGAGACUGACCUUGUGACAAGGAAGAACAUGGAUGCUGAGUCCUACACACUCCAUCUCUCAGCUGAGGAAAAGGAUAAGGCAUCCGACAGAGAAUGCAGCUACUAUAUGUGGAAGCAAAAGUUUCCUGUCAGGCAAGAGAACAGAGUGGAAAGGAGAAUGGGAGUAGAAGAGUUGGUGAUCACGUUGGCUUUUCCUUUUGGAGCACGUCUCCACAGGGGGAUGACUUCACCUGGAAUCUAUGCAUUUCUUCCCACAGAGAUGGUUACUAACUUUCCGUUCAUAAUUCAGGCAGAUUUUCUUCUUGCAUCAUCAAGGGAAACAAUUCUCUUGGAUAGCAAGUGGAACCAAGGGAUUCUGGACUGUGUGCCCUCCGCCUUUUUCAAUGCUUUCGUCUCACUUGUUAGAACUUCAGUGAGUGCUCCUGUAUCUAGUUUGGUUCCCAUGUUCAGGUUCAUUCCCAUCGACCACUCUUCUUAUCAGGAGUUAAAUACUGUAAGGCAGUCAAUCAAAGCGAAGCUUGUUGAAGAAAAUAUUGUACCGAGUGAGUCUUACUCACAGCAGAAGUUCUUUCAUAAACCUUGCGAAGUAGGUAGGCUUAUGCCUGAUUUCUGGAGAAUCUUGGACCAGGCAAGGGAGCAAAAGGUGAACUUGCAUAAUCUCUCAUCCCAUGGAAAGUACAUUCUGAGUUCUUCAUUUGAUAAUGAAGAGUAUGAUGACAUAUUGAGUUUCUUGGGAGUGGAGCUAGUCAACAAUGAAUGGUAUGCAAAGUGCAUCCAGAGUAGUAAUCUUGUUGCAGGAGUGUCUGAGGACUUGUAUUUGGAGAUUUUACUAUUUUUUGCUAGUAAUUGGAGCUCCAAAUUUGAGUGCACCAAUAUCAAGAAUGUCCAACUUAUAAAAUAUGUGGGUGUGGAUGGGGAUGAGUCUUUGUGCAGCAUAUAUGAAUGCAUGAACUGUUAUACUGUGGUAUCUCUGUCACGUGACUGUCUUCACAUGUCAUGGCUGAGUGAUUCGAGCAGGGAAUUCAGAUGUGCUGGUAACCGAUUUUUCAUGCCAACAAGCACACAAUUAGCUCUGUUCUUCUCCUCUAAGAAGGUGGCGAUUUGGGAUUGGCUUCAGGUGCAAGUAAAGGUGGUUGUUGUGAAUGUCUAUGAAUAUGCAAUUCAUCUUAGGAAUUCCCUCAAUAAUAGUCGAAAGCUUGCUGUUGCAUUUGUUCACUUCUUAUACCACUCUUUGUUGAAAGGUUAUUUGUCGAGAGGGGAAAUUGAUUAUUUAUGUGGUGUUAUGCCACUCAUAGACAACUAUGGGAAUCUAACCACCAAGAGGCAAGGGGUUCUUGUCCCUGCUAACGGAAGCAAAUGGGUGGAAUUGAUUGUUUCGAAUCCAUGGAGAGGUGAAGACUAUAUUGAGUUGGGAGAAGAAUACUUGCGUCCGGGUUAUUUUGCAGGCGAGUUUACCUCAGGAGAGCAGCUCCUAGAGUUCCUUAAAACUCAUGUUGGAGCUUCUGAUAUCCCUUAUAUAUCUCCUCCCGAUGCUGAAAUUCCUGCGGUUUCUGGCCCACUUACCAUUCAAAAUGUAUUCUUGCUUUUGGAUUGGAUUCAAAACUUGAAACAUAGGGGAAUUAGCAUUCCAAACAGGUUCCUGAAAAGCAUAAAGGAUGGCAACUGGCUGAAAAUUACUACUAAUUGCUGCCCUGGCUACCGGCCACCAUCUGUGUCAUUCAUGCUUACCUCUUCACUGGGAACCAUUUUGCAAAAUGGAUCGGUGCUUGUUGAUAUCCCGUUGAUUGAUCAGAAUUUUUAUGGCGAUAGAAUAAAUGACUAUGAGGACGAACUAAAGACAAUUGGAGUCAUGUUUGGGUAUGGAGAAGCAUGUGGAUAUAUUGGGAACCAUCUUAUGUCUCUUGCAGAUUACUCCACUUUAACUAGAGACCAGGUGCUAUCUGUUCUGAAUUUCAUCAGAUUUUUGAGGGAAAACGUUCUUCCUUUGGAUAAAUUCAUCAAUAGGAUCAAAGAAAGAAGAUGGCUGAGGACAUCCUGCGGUGACAGGUCUCCAGUUGAAUCUGUUUUGUUUGAUCCUGAAUGGAGAAUUGCUUCUCAAAUCAGUGACAUCCCCUUCAUCGAUACAGAUUACUUUGGGAAGGAAAUACUUUCUUUCAAAGAGGAACUCAAGUCCCUGGGUGUGUUGAUUGGUUUUAGUAGAAAUUUCAAGCUCGUUGGAGACAACUUAAAAUCGCCUUCACGCUUGACUUCUUUGACAGCUGAGGCUGUUCUUUUAAUCCUGGAAUGUAUGCAUCAUUUAGGAUCAUCCACCAAACUCGUUGAGACACUAAGAGGUGUGAAAUGCUUCAAGACAAAUAUUGGUUAUAAGUCUCCAGGAGAAUGUUUCCUGUUUAACUCUCAAUGGGCUUGCAUGCUACAGGUUUUCAACGGAUUCCCACUGAUUGAUCAUGACUUUUAUGGAAGCAUCAUAUUCUUCUAUAUUGAUCAGUUGAGGCAAAUAGGAGUGAAGGUGGAUUUUGAGGAGGCAGUCAAAGUAUUUGCUCACAGUUUCAGGCAGCAAGCAUCUUCCAUGACAAAGGAAAAUGUUCUCUCUUUUCUGUCAUGUUAUAGACAGCUAAAGGGUACUCCACAUAAGUUUCCUCGAGAUCUCAAGAAAUUCCUCCGUGAGGAGAAGUGGUUGCGGACUAGACUUGGUGUAUACAGAAGUCCGAGAGAUUGCAUUCUAUAUGGGCCAAAUUGGAAAUCAAUUGCUUCAAUUACUCUCCUCCCUUUCAUAGAUGAUAGCGAGAACUAUUAUGGCAUGGACAUUCACGAAUACAAGGAGGAGCUGAAGAAAAUGGGGGUUGUUACUGAAUUCAAAGAUGGUGUGAAGUUAGUUGCUGCUACUCUUUGUUUUCCCCGGGAUCCCUCUCGCAUCACUCCUGCAAAUGUGCUUGCCUUGCUCGAAUGCAUCUCCAUUUUAUUGAACGAAAAAAAUUAUUCCUUCCCGGAUACUUUCAUGAAAAGAAUUUCUCAAAAAUGGUUGAAGACAUAUGAUGGUUAUAGGCCUCCAGAUGAGUGCUGCUUGUUUGAUUCCAGUUGGGGCUCUUACUUGAAGCAUACAGAUGGACCUUUUGUUGAUCAAGGUUUUUAUGGUUCUAAUAUUACAUCAUAUAAGAAAGAGCUCGAUGCAAUAGGCGUUACAGUCCAUGUAGAUAAGGGUUGCCCAUUGAUUGCCAGCCACCUUGAUUUCCAUCAUGAAUUUUCUACUAUCGUUCGAAUAUAUAACUACUUGAAUGCCUUUACUUGGGAGCCAGACAGUGAAGCUGUCAAAGGGAUUUGGAUCCCAAAUGGAAGUGAGAACGGAAAGUGGGUGAGUCCUCAAGAAUGUGUUUUGCAUGACAAGGAUGAUCUCUUCAGUUCGCGGCUGCAUGUUUUGGAUAAAUACUACGAUGGUAAGUUACUUAUAUUGUUCUCCAGGGCUUUCCAUGUUAAUCGCAAUCCUUCAGUUGAUGAUUACUGCAAGCUUUGGAAGGUUUGGGAAAGUUCAGGACAUCGAAUAUCACAAGCUGACUGUUGCAAGUUCUGGGUGUAUGUUUCCAAGCACUGGGAUGAAUACAACCCGAAAGCUCUCUCUGAAAGGUUGAUGAAAUUACCUGUUGGUACAGACUCAGACGGAAUAUUGCUGUCCGACAAGCGUGAUGUUUUCAUUGCCGAUGAUCUUCAGCUGAAGGAUCUUUUUGAACGGUUUUAUCCUCAACCAAUAUUUGUUUGGUACCCUCAGCGAAUCUUGCCUUCGUUACCCCGGACAAAGUUACUUGAAAUUUACAGGAAGAUCGGGGUUCGCACUAUAUCUGAAUCAGUGCAGAGGGAAGAAGCAUCCUUGGUGGAUGUUGGUCAACCCAUUCAGGGGGAGGCUUUGAUUAAGAAAGGUCUGGUUAGGCUCAUCUUUUGUUUUCUGGCGGAUCCUGUUUUGAAUAUGGAAGUGGGAAGCCGGCAUGAAGCUAUCCAAGGGCUUCUGAAUGCGACUUUCCUGGAGACAGUAGAACCUAUCACUGUAAACUACAGUUUAUCGUUUUCUUCUGGGAAAAUUGCGCAAGUGAGGGAAAGCCGAAUGAUACGUUGGGAUAGAGCGGCUUCAAAGUUUUUCGCACAGAAGUUGGACAGGUCCACUGGAAAAAAGAACAUCCUUAAGUAUGCUACAUAUUUCGCUGAAUCAAUAUCCGAGGGUUUGAUAUGGAAUAACACCGAUCGAAUUGGUGCCCUCUCAGAGCUUAUCAAGUUGGGAUUUGUGCUGGAAUUUGAGGAGGAAUCAGUCGAGUUUUUAAUGAGGACCAGGAACUUGCAGAUUUUCGUGGAGGACGAGGAAUUCCUUUCUUCUGCCUUUCCUUCUGACUAGGCAAUCUGCCAUGAAUACGUAUUGUCUACAGGAACUCAAUCUGGUACCUCGUGAGCUUCCAAUUACGAUUUACAAAAGACUUUCGGGUGGGCACAUAGGAGUGCUGGAGAACUAAGAACCUUGGAUGUUCUUCCUCUGACUCGGGGAAGUGGAUGGACGAAUAGCCCUAUGUAAUUUAUGUACUUGGAUAAGCACAUAUCAUAUGCCUUUACCAUGUAUAUUCCUCCGUCACUUUUACUAUGACUACUAUAAGUAAAAGCUUAGUUACUAUCUAUUGAAGGAUGAAUAAAAUGAGUUUUUAUAGAUUC
Carya illinoinensis is the source of this 5561-nucleotide messenger RNA. RefSeq lists its product as uncharacterized. The record is from RefSeq and is a predicted model, not a curated record. The transcript has 4 exons. Bases 148 to 5253 code for a protein of 1701 amino acids. NCBI's taxonomy places the organism in Eukaryota, Viridiplantae, Streptophyta, Magnoliopsida, Fagales, Juglandaceae.